Molecule: messenger RNA, 1087 nt
Organism: Suricata suricatta (meerkat)
Lineage: Eukaryota; Metazoa; Chordata; Mammalia; Carnivora; Herpestidae
Product: T-cell surface glycoprotein CD1a-like
Exons: 6
Coding region: 89-1087 (332 amino acids)
Biological process (GO): antigen processing and presentation, exogenous lipid antigen via MHC class Ib; antigen processing and presentation, endogenous lipid antigen via MHC class Ib; positive regulation of T cell mediated cytotoxicity
Cellular component (GO): external side of plasma membrane
Molecular function (GO): lipopeptide binding; exogenous lipid antigen binding; endogenous lipid antigen binding
Source: RefSeq, a predicted model, not a curated record
GAAGAGAGGAGCCGGGUGUGGGGAGGUUUGUUAGAACAGACGCCAGAGACCCACUUUCUAAGAGAAAGAAAGAACAUCUGCAAAUAAGAUGCUGUUUUUGCACCUGGUGUUGCUCACGGUUCUUGUCCCAGGUGGUGACAGUGACGAUGACCUCCCGGGGCCGAACUCCUUCCGAAUCAUACUGACAACAUCCUUUUACAACCGUUCCUGGACACAAAGUCUUGGCUCAGGUUGGCUGGACGAGCUGCAGACUCAUGGCUGGGACAGCAAGACCGGCGCUCUCCACUACCUGCGACCUUGGUCCAGGGGCAACUUCAGCCAGAAGGAGCUGACGGAACAGGAAAGGUCAUUGCAUGCAGCAUCCAUCGUAUUUCCUCUGAUAUUUCAGAACAACGCCAAUAAAUGGCAGCUGGAAUAUCCUUUUCUGGUACAGCUGGUCAAAGGCUGUGUGCUGCACGUUGGAGAGGCAUCAAGAGGAUUUCUUCGGGUUGCAUAUCAAGGAUCAGAUCUUGUGAGCUUCCAGAACACGUCCUGGUGGCCAUCUCCAAAGGGAGGAAAUAGGGCUCAGGAGGUCUGCAAACUACUCAAUCAGUACCAUGUGGUCAAUGUAAGAAUAGAAGCACAUAUUAAUGAGAUCUGCUUCCGUUUCCUCUCGGGUCUUCUUGACGCAGGGAAGGCAGAUCUGCAGCGACAAGUGAGGCCAGAGGCCUGGCUGUCCCGUGGCCCCAGUCCUGGUCCUGGCUGUCUGCUGCUGGUGUGUCACGUGUCUGGUUUCCACCCAAAGCCAGUGUGGGUGAUGUGGAUGCGGGGUGAGCAGGAGCAGCCGGGCACCCAAAGAGGUGACGUCCUGCCCCAUGCUGACGGGACAUGGUAUCUUCAGACUUCCUUGGAUGUGGAAGCCAGGGAGGCAGCUGGCCUGUCUUGCCGAGUGAGACACAGUGACUUUAGUGUUGAAAAUGUCCCUGCAGCCCAGACCUGCAAGGCUGACUGGUGCUCAAGAAUGUGUGAUGUGUCUCACAGACAAAACCCUUGUGCAGGACACACUUGCACUGCUGCCUCUCAGGCAUCACAUUUUAUGUACCUGUGA